AUGGCGGAUUCUUCCAUUAAAACAUUUCAAGUAUUGUACACGAAACAAUUGCUCAAGAAACAUCCUUCCUACUCGGAUGGAUUUUUGAAAUUUAAUCCCGAAACCAAAGCAAUUACGUUGUUGGAUGAGAAGAAUAGUAAAUUAGAGAAUACUUUUCUUCAUUAUUGUGAGAUUCCAACGAUUGAGAGUGGAGUAGAGUUUCAAACAAAGACAUUCAAAAUUCAAGUAGAGGAUGAGAUUGGAGGAGGCAAAACCAAUUCUAGUAGUGCCAAUAAUAAUAACAACAGUAGCAAUUCAACAACAACAUCAUCCUCACAAUCAAAGCCUUCUUCCUUCACCUCAGCAGCCUCUGUUUCAAAAUCCAGCACUUCCGAUGUAAAAACCACAACAUCCAAACCAGCUACAACAACGAGAAGCGUAACUUCUACCCGUAAACCAUUCAAGCCUCCCCUGAAGGAAAAUUAUGAGAGUUGGAAUAAGAAUUUUGGCAGUGGCUCAAAAUCAUCCUCUGCUACCUUAUCUGACGAUGGUGGCAAUGAUUCCGGUGGUGCUCGGAACACAGUUGCUUUCAGUAGCAAUAACAGAAAUAAUAUUAACAGUAUUACACAAACAAAGUCAAAUAUCAAAGCCAUCGGGAACGACCAUGAUGAUUUGGAUGAUUUAGAUUUUGGAGAAUUUGAUGUUCCUGUUCACUCGACAGGAGCUACAAGUCGAUUUUUCAAAGGAGGAAAUACUUCAAGUUCUGUACAUAAUAAUUCAAAAAACUCAUUCAACGUUUCCUCCCGUACUAACCCUUCAAAAUCUGUUGUACCUGCCCAAAAUAGUGACAACAGCUUUGACGACGAUGAAGUGGAUGAUUUUGAUUUAAACGAUUUGGAAUUACAUAACGACUCUUCUAACGUCACACAUUCAACGAAAAACUUCUUACUGAACAAACAACAAAAUAUCAAACAAACGAGAUCUAGGUAUGAGCCACCACCGCUUGACCCUGAAGAAAAAGAGGAACUGUAUGACGACACUAUGCUUGAUGUUGAAGAGGAUGAGAACUUAAGUGUGCCUCAGACUUUGAAAAAUUCCCGAACACCACAACCAACAAAUAUCACAAAACAGAACAUUCCCUCGACGAAACAAAAUAUGUUGAACAACAAUACUACCAACUCAAAACCAACGUUAGAUCUCGUAAUAGAUGACGAGGAGUUUGAGGAAGGGUUAUUAUCAAAUUCAUCCUCAAAGCACUUUCAAGAGCCAAAGAAAGUAGAAACUACUGCAAGUUCAGGUUUUCAGUCAGCAUCUAAAGUGUUGCAGGCAUCAUCAGGAACGAAACCAAAGGUUGCUCCCAAUCUGGAUCUUAGCCUUGAUAACUUGGACGUAGACUCUGACGAAGAUUUAAAGUUAGAAAGUCCACCUUCAAAAUCAAGCAAUCAAUCUGUUUUCAGACCUCCACAGCCAAUUAAGCCCACGAAUACGAGCCAAAACUCUUUCACUCCUCCUUCUACAUUUUCUAAGCAACCACCAAAGGUAAAGAAAAUUAAUUUUGAUGAUGACGACGACGAAGAACCUAAAGAAUCACACACCACUCCAAGACAAUCCCAAAAAUUUACUCCUCCUCAACAAUUUAUAAGGCCAUCUCCACCACAAUCAACGCCUCCAUCCAAUGAGAAAAGUCUUACAAGCAAAAAAUUCUUAGAAACAACCAAGUCAUCUCCCAACAAAAAGUUCAAGCAAACUCAGCUAAACAUGGGACAAAAGCCAGCAUCAUCUCCAGCUUCAUCACCCAUUGCUACAAGCGAUGACAUACCCAUACUUUCACUCGUCCAGAACGUCAAGAGAACAAAACACGAAAUUAUUUUCCCAGAUGUGGCCAUGAAUGAUUUAUUUGAGCAAAGAAACGCCUCACCUAAACGUUUUGUGGAGGUUCCUGACAAAUUCAGUAGCGUGGAACAUUACAAGACAGUUUUUUUAGAUGCGCUUUAUGAAGAAAUGAAUUUGCAAAUGCUCAAUCUUGCAAUGAACUUCUAUAAGACGUACAGAAAGAUUACACAAACCUCCUCAACCUCUUUUACACCCAAAACCAAUAAUCCACUAUGUCAUUGCAAACUUCAGUCGAAGUUGGCGAUUGUAAAAAAAGACGGCCCAAAUAAGGGAAAGCCAUUUUACACAUGCGGAAAGCCAAACAAAUCAGAACAAUGUAAAUUCUUUGCGUGGGCAAACAAUGUUCAUCCAAGUAUGGUCACCAACACAAAAAAUGGGUUUAUUGAAAACAAGACCGGCGAGUAUGAUAGAAUGGCAUUCUUUCGAAGAAACACAAUUUAUUUUUAUUUUGGUUGCGAAGUUUUAAAACAAACAUUUGGCUCGGCUAGAAAAAAGAAUGCUAUCACACAAUGGUACCUUCAUAUUGACUCUCACAAGGAAAAAAGUCAAUUUUAUGCCAAAGAUGACAUUUGGAUUCUUUCUAAAAGCAAAGAUUUUCAAUACAAGACAGGUAAUCUUGUCAUUGCAAAAAGCGUUUUCCAUGGACCUGACAAAGAUGGGAAGAUUGAGCUUUCAAUUUUGAGUGGAAUUCCCGAAAAUUUGGAGAAUGAAAGCAUUUACGCUAUUCGAGGUCCUAAUUUCACCUCAGAGUUUGAAAUGAUCGAAAAUUUAAAUGAUCUAGAUCCUCUUAAGCUGCCUCUGUUAAGCGACAUUCUAGGAACAACCGAAGAAGAGAAUUUGAAGAUAAUGAGGAAGAGACUCAAUACCAAAUUUAAGCCUCCUGUGGCUUCCUCUUCAAAUAGUGACACAAAUGAAGAACCUAAUAUCACAGACACCUCAAAUGCAACAACCUUUGAAAUUAACAUGGAUAUGGAAGAAAUUCAAUCCAUAGCCAAGUCCUUCAUUUCUGAAUACAAACUCAAUGAAGAUCAAGCAAAUCUUAUUCAGAGGUGUGCUCAGUGGUUUUACAAAGGAGAUACCUCAUCUCCAAUUUGUCUAGUGCAUGGAGUCUAUGGGUCAGGAAAAACCACUGCCUUAAUGGUACUGAUCUUAUUUAUGUGUAGAGUGUUAGAUGAGGCAGACGAUCAAUCUAUUAGAAUAUUAGUAGCAUCUGGAACCAAUGUUGCUGUCGACAAUAUAUUAGAGGGUCUUAUUACUGAAAAUUAUAAGAAUUUGGUACGAGUUGGAAGUCAAAAGAAAAUUGCAAAAGCUGUCCUGCCGUAUACGGUCAUAACUGAAACUACCUCAGUUAAAGAUCAAAUUAAAUCCUUGAAGGAUAUGCUAAAUAAUGAAGCCAUGGAUCCAGAGGAAGAAGCAGGUGUCAAACAAGCCAUUAAGGAACUUCAAAGUGGCGCUCAUGAAAAUCGAAAGCAAUCUGUCAGAGAUGCGAGAGUCGUCGGAGUCACAUGUGCAGCAACUGGAUUCGAAGUGUUAAAAGGUCAAAAAUUUUCAAUUUUAAUUUUGGACGAAAGCUCCCAAUGUCUUGAACCUAGUGCCUUAUUACCUCUGGCAAGAUUUGGGUGUUUGAAAUUUGUUGCCGUUGGAGAUCCAUUGCAGCUUCCUCCAACCCUCACUGGAACCAGAACCGAAAAUCCAGAACAUUCACUAGAAAAAACCAUUUUCAUUAGAUUAUCAAAUAUUGGACAUGAACCGCUUUUGCUUCGAACUCAAUACCGUUGUCACCCUCAGAUAUCAAAAAUUACAAACGAGUUAUUCUAUCAAAACAAAUUGAUUGAUGGAAUUACAGAAUCAGAUAGAGAGCCAUUGAUUCCUGGAAUGCCUCCUGUGAUGGUUCUGGAUUGUGAAGAAGGUGUGGAAGUUUCUGAAAAUACCUCUAUCAAGAAUGAUCUUGAAGCGAAGGUAAUUCUUCAUUUCAUCAAGUUAUUGCUUCAGAAUGGAAUAGCACCUCAAGAUAUUGGUGUCAUUGCUCUCUACAAGCUCCAAGAAAGGUUCCUUUACUCAUCUAUACACGCUGAAGCAAAAGCAGUGAAAGUCAGCACUGUAGACGCAUUUCAAGGAGGUGAGAGAAAUAUUAUACUUGUGAGCACUUCGAGAACAAGUGAAUAUGGCCUUUCCUUUAUUGAACAAAAACAACGUCUUAACGUUGCCUUGUCACGCGCAAGAAAUCACUUGGUCAUUGUUGGUAAAAUGAGCACUCUCAUGAAAGGUACUCUAUGGAGCAAGGUGAUCAACACAGCAAAGACUGUGAAAGGAGCUAUUUGGAAGAGUAAUGUUGUUUUAGCAAACAAUGAUUUUGACUUCCUGAGCAAAUUUAGAGAUUUUUAUCAUCCAGCCUUUCAUCCCAACUCGUCAAGACCAAGAAUCAUGUUGGACGACGAUGACGAUUCUUCUAUUUUGGACGAAGAACUUUUGCCAAAGAAUAAGCAUCUUGAAAAGUUUUCAAAAAUUACUCAUCGAAGAACUUCAGAAUCCUCCAUCAUUACGGAUCAUGACGAAGAAGAAGAGUACAAAUUUGAUGAUGAUGAUAUUGAGGUUUCUGUUGCAGUACCAGAAGAUGAGGAAUCAACAAACAUUCCUACUAAAAAGCCUCAAGCUGUAGAGGAUGAAGAACUUGAAUAUCAUUUUAGUGACGACGAAGAAAUUGAUUUUAACCAAGCAGAUGAAAUUAUGAAUGAAAUGGAACAAGAAUUCAAAGCCAAGCGAAGUCUCACUGACAUGAAAGAGAGUGACAAAAAUAUUGAUGAAACAGCAGAAGAAAAUGACACAAAGAAAACGAAAAGGGACAACGACAACGAGGGAAAUGAGAUCAAGAAUUUCACUCCUCUCCCAAAUGAUUCAGAAACGGACGAGCUUGCAAACCAAGAUGAAAAAAUGUCAGACAUCUCCACUUUUAAUGAGCCACUUCAAACCUUGGAUGUAAGCAACACACCGCUACUGGUUCAAUUUAACAACAAUCAGAGAACAUUACUGCAAGAAAUUCCAUCCAUCACGCCACAAGAAAGUACCGCAUCAAGUAAGGAAGCACCUCAAGCCUCAAAUGACUUGGAUGAUGAUUUGGCUUUCCUUGAAGAGCUCGAAUAA
Molecule: messenger RNA, 5013 nt
Organism: Naegleria lovaniensis
Lineage: Eukaryota; Heterolobosea; Eutetramitea; Acrasida; Naegleriidae
Exons: 2
Coding region: 1-5013 (1670 amino acids)
Molecular function (GO): zinc ion binding; helicase activity
Source: RefSeq, a predicted model, not a curated record